AUGUCUAUCAUAUCUAUAUAUGACGUUCCUUAUCUACCCGCCACUGAGGAAGCGAAUGAUGGAAAUGACUACACAGAUAUUCUGACUGGGGUCACAGAUGCCGACGAAGUUUACGCCGAGCAGUGUGAGGCUGCGACUACAACUAGAAGUUUAAUGCGCUCGCUGGAGUGCUUUGACUCUUUUGACCUUGUACCAAAGGAGAGUGAUGGUCCAUCGUCCACGACAAAGAUACAGACGAGGUCCACUGCCACUUUAGAGUCGAUCCAGAAAGACGAACAGCUGGUCUGCGCCUCUUUCUGGGGAGCCUCAGAGUAUGCAGAGCUUCUUUUCGGUGCAGAGACUCUGCUUUCGAGCGAUGAGGAUCUGGCGCUCCGCAGUAUUUUCGCUCCUGGUUCCACACCCGAGCCCGUGACACAUCUGGUUGCACGUACUCAAGAAAAGCCUUUACCGACUCCCGAACUCCUCGAUACUAGCUAUCUAAGAAUCCAAGCUACUCUUGCAGUGCAUGCUUUCUGUGGCCACGUAUCGGAGACUUUGGACUUUGAUGUAUCGCCGGUAAUCGAGAAAGUCCAGGAUGUCGCAUCCGAUUCUACGCCCAGGCGGCGGGGCCGUUCUUUGGUGUACUCACGCUCGCCAAUUUUCGCAAGGGAGACACUAUUUGAGGAGCCCUUUCACCUCGACUGCGACCCCGUCCUCCGAUAUACCACCGGUCGUACGGUGCUUCCAGGGAUGGAUCAUCUCCGCGGCGUCACUGCUCGCUCCGCAAUUGUCCAGUACGACCGCGACAUCGCAGAACUGUUCUACGCUACUAAAUCCUUCUUUGAAGAUUGUCAAGACGGUGAGUGUACGUGCCUAGAUGGUAAGAUGCACAGCCUUCGUGCGCCUGGCGAGAACUUCAUGCUCACUGAUAACGACGACGACUUCGGCUUUUCAGUCACGCCUCCUACGGAAAAGGACAUAUUUUCUCUUAUAGAUGAUCUCGUCAACGUGGACAUAUUUGAUGUAAGCGACGACCAAGGAUAUGUCUCGGAGGAAGCGCUAAAUCGUCCAGGUGUAUAUUUUGACACCACGCCACAAAUCGAGAAACCCUCCAUGAUAUUCAGUCAGCUUUUUUAUCCAUCUAAUUUAGACGGUGCUACGUCUCUUUUAUGCGGCAGAGAGAAUGUUUCAGAUACUUCUGAUACAGAUGCAGAGAGUUUGUCGUUGGCUCAGCCUUCCGAACUAACUCAUAUCGACACUGACACCCAUGAGUGCAUCAACUACACGGCCUUCAACGAGCUCCUCAAGAUGGAACGGAACGGAACACGUCCAGUCAUUCACCGAGACAUUGCUGAUGAGGACUACGAACCGGAGAUCGGUCUCGCUGAACUAAUUCAUCUUUACCCGAGGGUUGAAGGCCGUGGGACCCUGCUACCACUGCCAAAUAGCUCGAACCUAAGCGUAACUAGCUUGGAGUCCAAUUCAGGCAUUUCUCGGCCACCGGCACCCCUUCAGCCUAAUAUCAAUCUUCAACCCACCGUGCGCCAACGAUGCAAACCAUAUGGGCUGUACUCUAGCAAUAGAUCUCAACACCUGCGCCGCCUUCCGCAGCUGAGGCUUGCUACUCAGCUCUUGCCUAAGCAUAAGCCCUUGUCUAUGGUUGAAGAGGAAGAGCGAUCAUGUUCCAGCUCGUCUUCUCCGACAGGGUCUCUGGACUUUGCCGAUCAUCGAGGGUUUGUGAAGCCGCUGGACGAUCGUCGAUUAGACUUCCUAGACGAUGACGAUGAAUGCGAGAAUAGUUUGGAGUGGCUAGUGACGCCAACGUCAACUCCAAGUUGCAUAUGCGAAAAUUUGUUCAGUGAUGCUGUUUGGGAUAGUGUACCGGACCUUACACUCGCUCAGCUCAACCAGGAAUCACACGCAGCGAUUACGCCAGCGUCGGGGCUGCCUCCUUCACCGCUUCUCGAAGCGUUCGAGAUUGAGAUCCAUAGUCGGCUCAACCUCAUGUUCAACUGUAUGAACAGCGGGUGCUUUGAGGAGCUCCCAGCUCUUAGUUCUGACCUUCACUGGACACUGUGCGCUCUUGCAAAUGAUUACCCCACGCUAACUUCAUUACGUAGCCUAGGCGUAGCUAUAGAAGUUCUUGUUGAGCGAAUGGUAGCCUCCACUAUUGCUUCUUAG
Messenger RNA from Alternaria atra, 2160 nucleotides. RefSeq lists its product as uncharacterized. Bases 1 to 2160 code for a protein of 719 amino acids. NCBI's taxonomy places the organism in Eukaryota, Fungi, Ascomycota, Dothideomycetes, Pleosporales, Pleosporaceae. The record is from RefSeq and is a predicted model, not a curated record. The transcript has a single exon.